Messenger RNA from Suillus paluster, 312 nucleotides. RefSeq names its product fungal hydrophobin. Lineage: Eukaryota; Fungi; Basidiomycota; Agaricomycetes; Boletales; Suillaceae. Bases 1 to 312 code for a protein of 103 amino acids. The transcript has 3 exons. Gene Ontology annotation, molecular function: structural constituent of cell wall. Gene Ontology annotation, cellular component: fungal-type cell wall. The record is from RefSeq and is a predicted model, not a curated record.
AUGUUCGCUCGUCUCCUCGCUGUCGCCUCCCUCGUUGCCUUCGCUGUUGCCGAUGGCCAGUGCAACACCGGUAGCAUCUCGUGCUGCAACAGUUCUACCUCCACCAGCAACUGGAACUCUGCCUCCAAGAUUCUGGGUCUCGUACCCGUUGUCGCUGAUGUUACUGCGCUCGUUGGCUUGGGCUGCAGCGGUGUUACUGUUGUCGGCACCAGCUCUUCCUGCCAGGCUAACCAGCAGCCUCUGUGCUGCAGCGGCAACAAAUAUAACGGUCUUGUUAACAUUGGCUGCACUCCUAUCAACGUUGGCGCUUAG